AUGGACUCCAAGGUCACUGACGGUCAAUCGCCACCUCGGCCAACAAUCGAUGUUGAGGUGGAGAGCGCUGCGAUCGCCGCUCAAGUUUUAGAGACAGGAUCUGAUGAAAAGAACGGCGUCAUUGAACAUGCAGAGCAAGAUGAAAGUAUUUCAUCGCAAGCCAAGAAAGUGCCUGAAGCGGGCAUGAAGAAUUACUUCCGAGUCUUCUCCCAUGGAACUACUCUCGAUUACUGGCUCAUUUUCAUGUGCUGUGUUACCUCGAUAGCCUCCGGCGUUACGUUUCCUCUGAUGAACGUCGUCUUCGGUCAAUUAGUCGGAUCUUUCACCAAUUACUUCAUCCCGGGAACGACCAUGACAGCCGGGGAGUUUCAAGCCGAAAUCAACAGGCUUACCCUGUUUCUUGUCUACCUCUUCAUCGCGAAGUUUGUGUUGUCUUAUAUAUCAAUGCUUACCAUCCGAAUCAGCGGCCUGAGGAUCUCUGCUGCAUUGCGUCAAGCAUAUCUACGAGCCUUGUUCGCACAGCCAAUCAGUGUCAUAGACACGAUAAGUCCCGGCAAGGUGUCCACGCGAAUUACCACCUCUUCCAACACGGUCCAACUCGCAAUAUCACAGCACAUUGCCAUGCUCUUCCAGGUUCUUGCGUUCGUGAUCGGAGCGUAUGUGGUGGCUUUCAUCAAAGGCCCACUGCUUACUGUAGUCGCAUCUGCUUCGCUUCCGUUCAUCCUCGUCGUGUUUGGUAUCAUAGUACCACCUUUCAUCCGAAUCCACAAAGUUACCGAGAAGCAUCAUGAAGAUGCUUCUGCUAUGGCUUUUGAGAUGUUCUCAUCUAUUCGCAUUGUCGCCGCAUUUGGUGCAGAGGCGAAAUUGGCGAGGUUGCACGAGGCCUUGUUGGACAAAGCUGCGACUAACGAGGCCAGAGCUGCACCUCUCAUGGGUCUCGUGAUGUCACCCAUGAUGAUUGGACAGUAUGGCACCUUUGCGAUUGCGUUUUGGUUCGGCAUCAAACAGUACUCGGAAGGCAGGAACAUCGACGUUGGAACGAUAGUGGUGGUUCUAUUCUCUGUCAUGAUGGCAAUAACGAACGUCGGUAGGGUUGUGGCCCCGAUCAUGGCCAUUGCGAAGGCAUCUUCUGCCGCUACCGAAUUAUUCAUCACGAUCGAUGCAGCCGUUCCCGAUACCACUGGAUUGAAAGAGCCGGAUGUUACCGCCAACGCAAACAUCAGCUUUCAGAACGUCGCCUUCUCAUACCCAAGUCGACCAAAUGUUCCGAUCCUUGGAGGUCUUGACCUCGAGUUUGAGGCAGGCAAAGUUACCGCUAUUGUUGGUCCGUCUGGGAGUGGAAAGUCUACUAUCGUGGGGUUGUUGCAGAGAUGGUACGAGCUCUCGGGCACAAUAGCUACGGCCACCUCUGACGAUCACGCGGCCGACCCAUCGCCUCACGAGGACGCGCUUGACAACGAGAAGGACAGCCCACAAAAGUCUCGAUGGUUCAAGAAGAAAGCUGUGCCGAAGGACGGAGACAAACAAGCAUCUGCAGAGAAAGCUGGAGAUGGCAAGAGCAAGGACGAGGAGCCUGAUCUGGGCCCGAACACUUGCACUGGUGCUAUUCGGAUCGGAGAUACCAACCUACGAGAUGUCGACUUAAAAUGGUGGCGCUCUCAGAUUGGUCUAGUACAGCAAGAGCCCUUCCUGUUCAACGACACCCUGUACAACAACAUUGCGUUCGGUCUUAUUGGUACUCAGUACGAAGACUUGCCCAAAGAAGAGAAGAAGACAAUGAUCGAUGAGGCAUGUCGCGAAGCCUAUGCCGAAGAGUUCAUCGCCAAACUUCCUGAAGGUUACGAGACUCUGGUAGGCGAGAGUGGUAUCAAGCUUUCCGGUGGACAGCGACAACGAGUUGCGAUCGCGCGGAGCAUCAUCAAACAACCACCUAUAUUGAUUCUCGACGAGGCUACGAGUGCUAUCGAUGUACGCACCGAACGCAUUGUUCAACAGGCUCUCGAUCGCGUAUCGAAGAAUCGGACGACUAUCGUCAUCGCGCACCGUCUUUCUACCAUCAGGCGUGCGGACAAGAUCGUAGUCUUACGUCAAGGCGCUCUCGUGGAACAAGGUACUCAUGAUGAGCUGUUGAAGCUAGAAGCUGGUGUCUACUACAACUUGGUCCAUGCCCAAGAGAUCGCAGCGGAAGCGGAACAGGACGCUGAUGCUAGCCCGCUCGAAAAGGUGAAGAGCGCAGACACUGCAAUAGUCGAAGACUACAAGCAGAGCACCGGUGUCUCCAAAGUAGCCGAAGAUCCAGAGUACAAACAGCAGGGUCUCUUUGGCAGCUUCGGGCGUCUUCUCUACGAACAACGGGGACAUUGGAUCUUAUACAGUGUCGCUAUUGUGGGUAUACUGGCUACCGGUGUCGUCUUCCCACUCCAGGCCUACAUUUUCGCACAUGUCGUCAAUGUUUUCACCCUUCCCAUGAACGAACUCGUCAGCCAAGGUAACUUCUGGGCAGGCAUGUUCGGUGUUCUAGCUGCGAGUACCUUUCUAUCCUACUUUUUUAUGGGCUUGGCCUGUCACCUCAUCUCUGUCGCCGUAACAAGGACCUAUCGCCAAGAAUACCUGGACAACCUCAUCCGCAAACGCAUUGCCUUCUUCGACGAUCAAGGACAUAGCCCAGGAUCUCUAACAUCAACGCUGAGCUCAGACUCGACACAGAUCCAGCAGCUGAUGGCAACGGAGAUGUCCAUUGCGCUCGUUGCUAUAGUCAACGUAGUGGGCUCCGUAAUCAUCUCUUUCAUCUACGGAUGGAAACUGUCGCUUGUUGCCCUGUUUUCCGCGCUACCACUCAUCUUGGCUGCUGGAUAUCUACGUGUGCGCCUCGAACUCGAGUUUGAAAAGACCAACGCAAAGGUUUUUGAGGACAGCAGCCAGUUUGCUUCAGAAGCUGUCGGUGCUUUCCGCACAGUGUCGAGUCUUAUCAUGGAAGAUAUGAUCGGUCAGCGCUACGAGACCUUGCUGAAGGGUCACGUCACAAAAGCCUUUUCAAGCGCCAAGUAUGGCACUCUUGUUUUUGCGGCAAGUGACAGCAUCGAAUUGGCUUGCAUGGCUCUUACCUUCUGGUACGGUGGUACUCUCCUGGCUUCCCGCGAGUACAGCCCUGUCAACUUUUUCGUCAUCUACCAAGCUAUUGUGCAAGGCGCCAUUGCAGCAGGACAGUUCUUCUCGUAUGCCCCCAAUAUGGCCCAAGCGACCGGCGCCGCAAACCGCAUUCUCAGUAUGCGUCCAACAAAGACCACUACAACAGCCACAUACCCGCCUUUGAACAAACCAGAAGAAGGCGUUGGCAUCGAGUUCCAGAAUGUGUCUUUCGCCUACAAAACCCGCGAAGCGCCCGUUCUAUCCAACCUCGACAUCCAAGUUAAGCCAGGCCAGUUCGCCGCACUGGUCGGUGCUUCCGGCUGCGGCAAAUCUACCACGAUAUCCCUCCUCGAGCGCUUCUACGACGCAACAUCCGGCCGCAUUCUCUACAACGGACAAGACAUCACGACUCUUGAUCCCGCAGAGUACCGCAAGCAGAUCAGUCUCGUCAGCCAAGAGCCCACGCUGUACGAAGGCACGAUACGCGAAAACGCCGCUUUAUCCGUCGACACCGCCACGGAUGAAGACAUCGAACAAGCAUGUCGUGACGCCCAGAUCCACGACUUCAUCACAUCCCUGCCCGACGGAUAUGCCCAGCGCCUGGGACCGAAGGGCAUGUCGCUGUCUGGUGGUCAGAAACAACGUCUCAGUCUUGCUCGCGCCUUACUGCGGAAACCAAAACUGCUCUUACUGGACGAGGCGACGUCGUCUCUCGAUUCUGAAUCUGAGAAGUUGGUGCAGGAUGCUAUUGAGCGUGCUGCUGGCGAGGGCGGAAGAACUGUGAUUGCAGUCGCGCAUCGACUUGCUACGAUUCAGAAGGCGGACGUCAUCUUUGUUCUGGGUAGUGGCAUGGUGUUGGAGAGGGGUGAUCACCAGGGGCUGUUGAGGAAACGGGGUGUUUACUGGCAGAUGUGCCAGGCUCAAGCUUUGGACCGGUAG
Messenger RNA from Alternaria ventricosa, 4068 nucleotides. It is a transcript of the gene TR06, whose product is annotated as ABC-type transporter tr06. Gene Ontology annotation, molecular function: ATP binding; ATP hydrolysis activity; ABC-type transporter activity. The record is from RefSeq and is a predicted model, not a curated record. The coding region runs from base 1 to 4068 and encodes 1355 amino acids. Gene Ontology annotation, biological process: transmembrane transport. The transcript is spliced from 6 exons. Lineage: Eukaryota; Fungi; Ascomycota; Dothideomycetes; Pleosporales; Pleosporaceae. Gene Ontology annotation, cellular component: membrane.